Molecule: messenger RNA, 1659 nt
Organism: Spinacia oleracea (spinach)
Lineage: Eukaryota; Viridiplantae; Streptophyta; Magnoliopsida; Caryophyllales; Amaranthaceae
Exons: 1
Coding region: 1-1659 (552 amino acids)
Source: RefSeq, a predicted model, not a curated record
AUGGUUAUGUACUUAUGUGUAGACCUAGAGAUGAAUCUUGAUCCUGAUUGGAUGUACAAGAGACUUGAUAGUGAUAAUUAUCUUAGGGAAACGUUUGUUGAAGGGGUUAAAGAGUUUAUAACGUAUACUUGUGAGCGAGAAUAUUACAAACAAUCUAAACUAAUGAACUGUCCAUGCAUCAAAUGCAAGUUAGUGCCAUAUAAGGAUGUCGAUACUAUUAGGAUUCAUUUGUACAUGCAUGGAUUUCGUCCGAAUUAUUAUUGUUGGAGUUGUCAUGGAGAAGAAUACUUUGAGGGCACGAGAGAAGGUGAUGAGUCAAGCUCUAGUGGAUUGGAUUCGAAUCCUUAUACAAACAUGAUAAUGGAUGCAUUUGGCCCUCAAUUUGAAGGUUUAAAUGAAGAGGGCUUCCAGAAUUUAGAAGAAGAGCCACAUCCAGAAGCAAAAAAGUUUUUUGAUAUGCUACUAAAUGCUCAGAAGCCUCUCUAUGAUGGGUGCAAAGAAUCUUUAUUGUCGGUAGCAUCGAGGGUUACAAAUUUGAAGUGCGAGUAUAACAUUCCUCAUCGAGCCGUGGAUGGUUUCACAUCAUUAAUGAGAGACAUAUGUCCCGAAAAAAGUAACAUGACAGACACUUUUCGUGCCACAAAAAAAUUGCUCAAGGGUCUUGAACUUCCGCAUCAAAAGAUUGACGUAUGCCCUAAUGGGUGUUUGUUGUUCUGGAAGGACCAAUCACAUCCUCAAAACUGUCCUGUAUGCAACGAAGAUCGGUACAAGAAAAAGGCUAAAGGGAAGCGUGUCCCGAAGAAGCAGCUGAUAUACUUCCCUGUCACACCAAGGUUACAAAGGUUGUAUGCUGUUAAGGCCACCGUCACAGAAAUGAGAUGGCAUGUAGAGAAUCCACGAGAAGAGGGUAUUAUGGCUCACCCUUGUGAUGGAGAAGUAUGGAAGCAUUUCGAUAACACCUAUAAAGAGUUCGCCGCUGAACCUUGCAAUGUUCGUCUUGGGUUAUGUACGGAUGGUUUUUCCCCGUUUGGCAAUUCAGGGAAAAGUUACUCAUGUUGGCCUGUUAUUCUUACACCUUAUAACUUGUCACCAGGUUUGUGUAUGAAAAGGCCUUUUCUAUUCUUGAGCUUGAUUAUCCCAGGCCCAAAGAGUCCUAAAGGAAAGCUUGACGUAUACUUACAACCUCUAGUGGAGGAGUUGAAACAGUUAUGGAAUGUUGGAGCUAUGACUUAUUACGUGUCAAAGAAGCAAAAUUUUAACAUGAAGGCAGCUCUAGUGUGGACUGUGAGUGACUUUCUAGCUUACGGUAUGCUAUCCGGGUGCAGUACUGCUGGGAGGUUGGCAUGUCCUUAUUGCAUGGAGAAUACAAAGUCUUUCACUUUGAAACAUGGUCAUAAGCAAACAUGGUUUGAUUGCCAUCGUCAAUUUCUACCUGAAGAUCAUGUUUUUCGAAAAAACAAAAGUGGUUUCACCAAAAAUAAGGCAGAAUACUCCCCACCCCCACCAAGGUUCAGUGGUGAUGAACUGUGGGAGCGUGUGUCACACUUGCCAAAAACAAUUGAUCAUUGUGAGUUAGCUCGAGAUAAAACACAUAAUUGGAUGAAGCAAAGCAUUUUUUUGGGAACUUCCUUAUUGGCGAAAGCUUUUGGUUUGGCAUAA